UCAACUCAACAGCAGAUAGAUUCGGUUUCGAGUUUGAGGUCAUUUCACCCUUAAGUGUGUGGAUAACAAUUUAAAUUAAUUAAUAUUUCCAAAGCAGUACAUAUAUCUUGAUUAACUAAAUAUUUCUAAUUUUACAUUCAAUUUUAAGUUUUUAAUAUGACUACUGCUACGGGAAGAGUAGGUGACUUGAGUGAGGAGCAAAUGAAUGCUUUAGAAAGUUUUCGAUCUUCUAUGGAAGAUAUCUUAAGACCAGAACAUGAUGACUAUUUUUGUUUAAGGUGGCUCCGAGCUAGGAAAUUUAAUGUUACUGAUGCUGUACAGAUGCUUAGAACUAGUUUACAAUGGCGUAAACAGAUUGGAGCUGAAUCUCUAAUUGAUGACUAUGAACCUCAUGAAGUACUUGCAAAAUAUUUCCCAGGUGGUUUAGUUGGGCAUGAUAAGGAAGGUUGUCCUGUAUGGAUUAUACCCUUUGGUCAUAUGGAUAUUAAAGGUAUGUUUUAUUCCGUGAAAAAAUCGGAAUUCAUCAAAUAUGUUGUAAAAUUGAUGGAAAUUAGUGAACAAGAUAUGAAAGAUCAAACAGAAGAACUUGGCAAGAAAAUUGAGACUCAUAGCAUUAUUUUUGACAUGGACAAUUUUACAAUGAAGCAAGUUGCCUGGAAGCCAGCUGUUGACAUGAUGACUCAUCUUGUUAAGGUCUUUGAAGAUAACUACCCAGAAAGAUUGAAAAAGGCAUAUGUUAUUAAUGCUCCUGCAUUUUUCCCAAUGGCAUAUGCACUGAUAAAACCUUUUUUGAGUGAGGAAACUGCUAAGAAGAUACAUGUAUAUGUCAAAGAAACAUGGAAAAGUGCUGUGUUUGAAGAUAUUGAUCCAAGUGAGCUGCCUAGCCAGUGGGGAGGAACUAAACCAGAUCCUGAAGAUAGGCCUUUGGUUCUUAUGGGAGGGCAAGUUCCUGCCUCAUUUUACACUGCCCCUAGUCGACGUUUGUCAACAGAUACUGAUUUAACAAAAAUCACAGUUGAGAAAAAAUCUGUCUAUCCUGUUGAACUCACUGUAACUGAUGUUGGCUCAACUCUGACUUGGGAAUUUCAAACAGAAAAUUAUGAUAUUGGCUUUAGUGUUUGGUUUAGACCAGAAGGUGGAAUUGCAGAGGAAUUGGUCCCUUUGCAACGUGUCAAUUGUCAUUUGGUACCAGAAGAUGGAAUGUUAGUUUGUGACAAACCAGGAAAAUAUAUUUUGAAGUUUGAUAAUUCCUUCAGUUGGUGUCGACGUAAGCAUAUCCUGUAUCAAGUCCAAGUUAUACCUCCAAAUAAUGGGAAAAAUAUGAGUUAUAACUAAGCAAAGAAAAUAUAUCAUUAAUUUCAUAUUUCAGUUGUCUCUCAUAAUUGUAUGUUUAUCCAUAUUCGUGUUAAUUAUAUUUGAACAAAUUCCAGUGUUUAUAGUUCUUGCACUGAUGAGAAUUAAUAUUUAAGUGCAUUGUUAUCUUAAAUUAAAACUGUAAAACCCAUUUUUCUGUAAUUGUUCAAAACUUUAAUUUAUUAUUUAUUUAGGUUUUUAAAAAAUAACCAAUUUUUGAUGCAAAGUUGUAUUAUGCAAAAUAUAUAACAGUUGUUUGAAAAGUAAGGUACAAGAGUUUGUGUUAAAAAAGCAUUGUUAAAGUGGAGACAUAGAUGUUUAUCCAACUUUUCUUGCAAAAGAAUAUAGUUCAUUAUAAAAGUUAUAAAUUAAAAAUAUAUCUGUACUAUUAGAUUUCAUAGUAGCAUAUAUUGCUAUGUUUAGUGUAUUUCUAAAUUUUUUCUUAAAUUGAAAAGCAGUAAAUAUAAAAUAUUUGU
This is a messenger RNA of Argiope bruennichi, 1829 nucleotides long. RefSeq names its product SEC14-like protein 2. Gene Ontology annotation, cellular component: cytoplasm. The transcript has 12 exons. Bases 157 to 1335 code for a protein of 392 amino acids. Lineage: Eukaryota; Metazoa; Arthropoda; Arachnida; Araneae; Araneidae. The record is from RefSeq and is a predicted model, not a curated record.